AGCUAUCCAGGUAGCAAGAGAAGCUCGUCAACUGUGUGCCUUAGGUGGUCUUAGACUUCACAAAUUCAUUUCAAAUGACAAAGUUGUACUGAAUAGCAUUCCAACUUCGGAACGAGCAACUGGAGUAAAGGCGCUUGAACUCAACUUUGAUGACAUGCCUUUAGAGAGAGCUUUAGGGAUCCACUGGCAUGUUGAUUCUGACAACUUCAGAUUCUCUGUUGACCUCAAAGACCAGCCAGCAACACGUCGUGGCUUACUAUCCACAGUUGCGUCUCUGUAUGAUCCCCUAGGCUUUAUUGCUCCUUUCCUGCUCAGUGGAAAAUUGGUGCUUCAGGAAAUGUGCAGAAACGGAACUGGUUGGGAUGACCCCCUUCCUAAAGAAUUGCAGUCAAGUUGGGAGCAUUGGAAAGCUGAUCUCGUGAACUUGGAAAAAAUCUGCAUAUCCCGCUGCUAUGUGCCUGCAAACUUUGGAAAGGUUGUCAAAAGGGAGCUGCAUCACUUCUCUGAUACGAGCAACAGCGGAUAUGGCCAGUGUACCUAUUUGAGAUCAAUAAGUGAAGAAGGAAACAUACAUUGUGCCCUGGUCAUUGGUAAAUCCAGAGUUGCUCCCAUCAAGGUCCAGACUAUUCCGAGGCUUGAACUGACAGCUGCUGUCAUCUCAGUUGCCAUGAGCAAUAUGCUUAAACAGGAGCUGGAUUAUGCGGACAUAGAAGAGCACUUCUGGACUGACUCUCAAGUGGUGUUGGGAUACAUUAACAACGAAGCACGUCGCUUUCACACAUUUGUAGCGAACAGAGUGCAGAAGAUACAUCUCAGCACUACUCCUCAACAGUGGAAAUAUGUUCCCACUAAUGAAAACCCUGCUGACCAUGCAUCAAGAGGUUUAAACACUAAUGAGAUUCUAACAUCCAAUUGGUUGACAGGGCCAGAUUUCCUGUGGAAGAAGGAUAAACCUCCUGUGGCAAAUAUUGACAUAGCACUAACGAUUGGAGAUCCUGAAGUCAGACAGGCUCAGACACUGAGUUCACAUACAACAGAAGUCUGUCUCUCAGAUCGCUUGUCAAAGCUGUCUUCAUGGUCUGGAGUUGUCCAAGCUGUGGCUCGCCUCAUUCGCAGAGCAAAGGAGACAAAUCCAACAGUUACAGAAGCUCAGAAGACCAACCGAAGAACAAAGAAUGGCCAAUCUCCCACCAGGCGUACAAAUCCAUCCCCACCAUUCACAUAUUGUGGUAUGGACUGCUUUGGACCCUUUAUCACUAAACAGGGUCGAAGGGAGAAUAAAAGAUACAGCCUCAUCUUCACAUGUUUCAGCUCUAGAGCUAUUCAUAUCGAAAUGCUGGACAAUAUGUCUACCGAUGCUUUCAUCAAUGGUUUGCGCUGUUUUAUUGCAUUGCGUGGAGCAGUGCGCCAAAUUAAAUGUGACCAAGGCACCAACUUUGUAGGAGCCAAGAAUGAGCUGAAAAAUGCUCUUAAGGAGAUUGAUGCUGAUCGACUGACUGUGUUCUUAGCUGAGAAGCAGUGCGACUUUGUCCUAAAUGCACCCCAUGCAAGUCAUACUGGUGGGGUAUGGGAGAGCAAAUCAGAACAGUGA
Molecule: messenger RNA, 1591 nt
Organism: Puntigrus tetrazona (Sumatra barb)
Lineage: Eukaryota; Metazoa; Chordata; Actinopteri; Cypriniformes; Cyprinidae
Molecular function (GO): nucleic acid binding
Source: RefSeq, a predicted model, not a curated record